UACAAAGUUAGGUUGCCUCUGUGGGGAGAAGAGGCUAUGCAGGCACAGCUCCAAUCCAGCUGUAGAAACAUUGACAUCUAUAAGUAGAUUGCUGGGGGCAUGUAGGAGAAGGGCUACAAGAGGGACCAGCCACACUACCAUGUGAAAGCCAAAGACUUGCACCAGAAGGCAAGGGCGGCCAGCGAUCGAUCUGGUGCAGAGCCACAGACCUGCCACUUUUACAAAGAGCUUCAUGCCAUCAGUAGAGACCUCACCACCACCUCCAAGAGCUCGGUGAAUACUUCGGAGGAGCCUGAGUCACAGGCGCCUGCCAUGAACAGCAAGGAGGAGGAAGUGGACAAGGAAGAGUAUGGGGAAAAGGCAACUGGGGCACAGGCAACUGGGGGAUCCAGCUGUGAGAGCCAGGACAUGUUUUACUUCACCAAGCCAGUCCCGACAGUCGAGCACGGGCAAUCCUAAUGCUGAGGAAGGAACCUCUGUGUCUCAAGAGGAAAGAUCUGUUUUGUGUAGCAAUAAUUGGUUUCCACAGAGCUGUCCCAAUGACAGAGCUAUCUGCACACCUACCUCAGUUCCAGCAUGGGCAGCUGACAGAAAACUUCCCUGACAACCACCUGAGCAAUACUAAUGACAACAGUGAGAGGCGACGCCAUGAUAAUAGUGAGCGAAGGCGCAAUGACAACCCUGAAUCAGAGACUAAUGGGCAGCCACAGAAUAGGGUGCAGCAAGUGGUGGAACAGGACGAAGAAGAUGAGGAGUUGACAUUGAAAUAUGGGGCAAAGCAUGUGAUUAUGCUCUUUGCACCUGUCACACUUUGCAUGGUGGUAGUUGUUGCAACCAUCAAGUCUGUCAGCUUUUAUACACGCAAGGAUGGACAGCUUAUCUACACUCCGUUCACUGAAGACACAGACACUGUGGGACAGAGAGCCCUGAACUCUAUUCUCAAUGCUGCCAUCAUGAUCAGUGUCAUCAUUGUCAUGACCAUACUCCUGGUUGUGCUUUACAAAUACAGGUGCUAUAAGGUGAUCCAUGGCUGGCUUAUAAUUUCUUCUCUAUUGCUGCUUUUCUUUUUCUCAUUCAUCUACUUGGGUGAGGUUUUUAAGACCUAUAACGUUGCCAUGGACUACAUUACCCUCGCGCUCAUGAUCUGGAACUUCGGUGUGGUGGGAAUGAUCUGCAUUCACUGGAAAGGCCCGCUCCGGCUCCAGCAAGCAUAUCUCAUUAUGAUCAGUGCUCUCAUGGCCCUGGUAUUCAUUAAAUACCUUCCUGAAUGGACUGCGUGGCUUAUCCUAGCUGUGAUUUCAGUAUACGAUCUGGUUGCUGUCCUAUGUCCUAAAGGUCCUCUUCGUAUGUUGGUUGAAACAGCUCAAGAGAGAAAUGAAACACUCUUCCCAGCACUUAUUUACUCCUCAACGAUGAUAUGGCUAGUGAACAUGGCUGAGGAAGACCCGGAAGCCCAACGGAAAGCUUCGAAAAGCUCCACUUAUGAUAAACAAGCCGCAGCGAACCAGAUUCAGAAUGAAGAUGCUGACAUGGAUGACGGAGGUUUCAAUCCGGAAUGGGAGCAACAAAGGAAUAGCAGAAUAGGGCCCCUUGAAUCCACUCCUGAAUCCCGGGCUGCUGUUCAGGCUCUCCCUAGUAACUCCCAAACCAGCGAGGACCCAGAAGAGAGGGGAGUAAAGCUCGGUUUAGGAGAUUUCAUUUUCUACAGUGUUCUGGUUGGCAAGGCCUCAGCAACAGCAAGUGGAGACUGGAACACAACUUUAGCCUGUUUUGUAGCUAUACUAAUUGGUCUGUGCCUUACUCUACUGCUUCUUGCCAUCUUUAAGAAGGCUUUACCAGCUCUUCCAAUCUCCAUAACCUUUGGGCUCGUUUUCUACUUUGCCACAGAUAACUUGGUGCAGCCCUUUAUGGACCAGCUAGCAUUCCAUCAGUUUUAUAUCUAGCACAGUUGAAGUUGAUAUUCUAUGGACAUUUAUAUUGACUCUAGAAAAUCUGGGAGGAAAAAGGGAUUUUUACUUGGUCCUCACAUGACAGUGAAGUUCAAUGCUCAAGAUUUCUGGCCUGAAUCAUUGCAACUUCCUCCCAUGUUUUCCUGAGCUACUGCACUGGGUACCAUAUGAUUCUUCUGUGUAAAAAGGGUUUUUUCUCAAUGGAUGGACUAACUUGGAUGCCAUUAUGUCAUAAGCAAUCUCUAAAUGAUAACAUGUAAUAAGGACCACCUGUGUAAAAGCUGCUAAUGCUUCUACCAGCAACGUGAGCCCUGGGUAUAGGUUGAUAUUUUCCCAACGCUGAAGGCACUCAGACUGCCAUGAGGUUAAACAAAGGAAGUUAGCAAAGUUCUGUUUGAUUUGACAGGUAAACCAUUUGAAGAGAGUCAAUCCAAUAUAAACCUUUAAAGCAAUGUUUUUCACCAGUUGAGUCCUGACCCCACUUUGGGUCAUUAGGAAAAGGCCAGGUAUUGCAACAAUGGGACCGAAGGAGAAAGAAUAGUCUCUCCUAAAGAGAGUUCCACCCCUUAAUAGCCUCUGUGCCUAAGUGUGCUUGGUUUUGAUAAGUCUAAAAGCUUAUUUUCACACUGGAACAAGAGCCUGUACUCAAAUUUACUAACACUUUGCAUUCUCAAGCACAGAGCGUGCAUCCUGUACUACCGCUGCCAAUUUCUAAUGUAGCUACCAAGGCUUGGACUGAAUAGUUUGGAACAAGUCAAUCGUGAGGUCCUAACAUGGAUCCUUGUAGAAGGUUGGAGGACUAAUACUCUAAAAUUUUCUUUACUAAAAUUACAUGACAAUUUCUGGAUUUAUUUUUGUCGUCUUGCUAAUCUUUGCUAGAAUAACAUCAGUUCAAACCCUGCCUUUAGAUGGCAAUUUGCCACACAGGACUGCAUUGCUCUGAGUUCCCGUUCUCCCCCACUGGAUCUUUGGGCAUAUGAAAUAGGCAGACAUUUGCAGCAGCAUCUCCAUCCAAAGCAUUCCAGGAUUUUAACCUUCUAUUGUCAGGUGUAGAGAAAUGGAGAGUUAUUUUUAGUAACAUUCUGCAGUUUCCUUCAAACCUUUCUCUCCAAAAACAUAUAGUUGAAAGGAUCUGGAUUACAGCAAAUUAAAAUGAAGGGCAAUGUUUUUCCUAAGUAACAGUCAGUUGACUUCUCUGUUACAUGUUAAUCUUUAGUAUCAGCCGUUCAAGUUUAUUUCAGGCUAACACCUAACGCUGAGUGAUUUUAUUUUAUGUAGUGUAUUGAUAAAUGAAUAUUCAUUAGUCAAGUGAGACAUCACUUAGUGUUGCUUGGGAAUAAAAAGUAUGGCCUUUUUUCCCAGUUAUAGUGAGGCGUGAUGUAAUACGAGAUUGGAGAAACCUGGAGAAGCUUAAGAAGGGAGAAGAGAGUCCCAGAACAGCUGAAAGGAGGCCUAUGGGUUGUUAGCCUUUAUACAAAGUGAAAAAUUGAAACUAAACUUAAUUAACCCCACCUUAAUUUGUUUUGUUGUCAUUCUUUAUUUAAAACUACAAUGAUUUGGUGUUUGGUGAACAUUUUUUAGAAUGGGACAUUUUUGGGAGGAUGAGAUUGGAGAAAAACAUUUUGUGUAAGUGAAGAGCCUGGUUUUGGUGCAGCUGAGCUCAAUGAAGCAUAGAGUGGAUGGAAAGGUUUGACUGUUGAUGGCAUUGCAGUUCAUGUAAGUUUAAUAUUGGACACCUAAUGGACAAAACCAGUAUAAACAGAGCCUCUGAAGUAAACUUUUUCCCCUCCAGAAGGAGCUCAACUUCAGAAAACUUGGAGUAGUAAUAGGACUGAGACGUCAUGCACGUUUUCAAGUUGUUGUUUGAGUACUGGGUAAUAUGUUGAGGUGUUUGCAUUUGUGUUGCAUACCAAGAAGGCUUUGCUUUCUUUAACUGCCUCAUCUUUAAUGUCCUUGGGAACUUCUAUGUAUUGCCCAGUGAAAUCUCUACUAGCCACAGAAUGUUGCACCUGGAAAUCAGGGCAGUUACAUCAAAUAAGGUGCGCACACACUUCUAAUCUGAAAGUAUUUGCAUUCUAGGUAGUGGCUGCAUUUGCCUGUUGAAUUCAUUAUGGAUAGCAUUAAUAAAGUAACCACAUCUUGGUACUCAUUCUGGCUGUCUAGGUCAGAACUGCCUGUGUAAUUGUAAGGACUAGUUCAUUGUCCCAGAUAUUACUUGAGUGGAACUUCAUUUAAAAUUGGAUUUUUAAUACAAAGUUUUCUACAGUUUGAGUUUUCUUUACUGUUGUUACUUGAUCCUCUCAUCAGCAUUAAUCUCUGAGAAAUUCAGCUGUUUUUUUUUUUUUUGUUGGGCAUUCUAACUAUUGCUUGUUCUUUAUAUAGAAAAGGAUUGCCAAAAGUUGGUACCACUAUCAUCUGUUUGUACAUUUGAGCCAAGUCUCAGUUAACAGAGUUAUUAGUAAAAUGCAGAGGUUAUCUUUUGUUAGAAAUAGUCACUGCUGGAACUCUGACUCCCUUAGCGCCCAAUCUAAUGCCUGUUGAAGUAAACAGGAAACUUUGUAUUUACUUCACUGAGUGUUGAAUUUGGCCCUUGAAGAACAACUCAGAAUCCUCAAAACAUUUAAAUUGCCAGUCUUCCACUGCCUAAAAUUCUGCCAUCCUGGAGUUUUAAUUUCUAGCUAUGUUACAGAAGGUUGUGGUGGAGAUUAUACACCAAUAUAAUAACAUCAAGCCUUGAGUACACUUGCUAAAGCCAGGAAAUGCAAAAGUAAGAUUGAAACUCUUUCCUGAAUUUGCCCUUUUACACCGAAGUACAGUAGCACAUGUGCUGAAUGCGAUACUGUGAUGCUAAACCACUUCUUAAUUAACCCUUCUGGACCAAGUACUGAAUAGUGUUCAUUGUGCAUUUCCUGAAUUUGGAGUUUAAUGCACAAGUAUGAAGUUAAGUCCUAUCAUAAUUUCUCUUCUACCCUUCCAUAAAAAUACAAAUCUAAUUUGUUGUUGGAUUAUUUCAAUCUGGUCUACUUUGUAUAAUCCAGAGAUUUCUGGUAUCUUUUAUAGCUCUUUGAGGGGGUUAUUGAUUCCUAAAUUAGAACACUAUUGACAACACCUCAAUCUGCAGAAGCUCUUAGCUUUUAUUGUGUUAUCCCAGGAGCUGUGGCUCUUUCUCCUCUGUGUUCCAAACAUGUCUGUCACAUUUGAUUCACCAGUAAUUGUUGUGGCUUCAAGACUAAAUUCUGUCAUCUUUGAUCGCUUCCCUACUUCUCAAACUUUCCUAAGCGAUUAGUCCCUUUUCGUGGCUACUCAUCUGCAAAAUGUCAUAAACCAAAACCUCAAGUUGUAAGAGUGCUUAAAAAUGUCCGCUUGGAUUUAUACCAUGUGUUUUCUUCCUCAUUGCUUUUAUUUUCAGAUUUAGUCCAGAGCAGAUAGGUAUAACAGAUAGUUGUAAAUAGGGAAUUAUUUUCAUGGCUAUACUGAAUGCUGCUACUAUAAAUAACUGGAAGCUCCUGACUGUGGUGCAUCUGCGUUCAGAUGUAGUCAGUGUAGGGCGAGUCUGGAGGUCGAGGUGCUUGUGUAGAGAGCGCCAUGUUCAAACUGUCCUGGGAGCAAAUCCUGAUUUGAAGCCAAAUACUCAAGGGCUGAACUCUGCUGAAAGUGGCUAACCUCCUUGGAGUAAAAAGCAGACCAUGCAUUUGUUGUUUGGACUCUGGUACUGUACAUGGCAACUGUUCUGCCAUUACCACAGUGAGAGAGAAUUAUCCUGGACUACAUUUGAGUGGAAUUUCCGGACGGAUGAAGAAGUGUUAGGAAACUUCUCAAAACACUUAAAUAAAAAGGGGCAGGGGGGAACUGUUUUGACAGCUAUGCUGUUGAGACCAGUAUAAUGAAGACUGUGGAACACGUCUGCACUAUGGUAGUAUCUUGUUUUACAGCAUAAAUUUGGUCAUUGGGAAUGCUGGAAUAUGAAUUGGAAUUGGAUUAUUUUACACUCAAGCAUUUGCUGUUUUCUUUUUUACAGACACUGGUUUGUACAUAAUCUGAAUUGAAUGUGAAUAAGUUUUUUUAAACACCUUUCCAAUCCUUGAUAAAACACAGUUUUGAUAGAUUAUUGCAAAUUUUCCUUUGUCUAAUCAUUUAAAAUAAAGAAUGCAUGGAUCUUAA
Trachemys scripta elegans is the source of this 6110-nucleotide messenger RNA. RefSeq names its product presenilin 1 (gene PSEN1). NCBI's taxonomy places the organism in Eukaryota, Metazoa, Chordata, Testudines, Emydidae. Gene Ontology annotation, cellular component: endoplasmic reticulum; nucleus; mitochondrial inner membrane. Gene Ontology annotation, biological process: intracellular signal transduction; membrane protein ectodomain proteolysis; negative regulation of apoptotic process. The transcript is spliced from 11 exons. The coding region runs from base 459 to 1943 and encodes 494 amino acids. Gene Ontology annotation, molecular function: aspartic endopeptidase activity, intramembrane cleaving; cadherin binding; beta-catenin binding. The record is from RefSeq and is a predicted model, not a curated record.